AUGGCGACCCCAAAAGUGGCCGACCUGCGCAUCGCCACCGUGCAGUUUGAGAGCAUCUCCGGCGACAAAGCCGCCAACCUCGCCACCAUUGCGCGCUUCGCCGCCUCUGCCGCCUCUCAUCACUGCCACGUCGUCGCCUUUCACGAGUGCUGCAUCCCCGGGUACACCUUUGCCGCCCGCCUCUCCUUCCCCGCGCUCCUCGCCGUCGCCGAGCCCGUGCCCUCUGGCGCCAGUACGCAAGCGCUCAUUAGCAUCGCGCGCCACCACAACAUUCUCCUCCUCGCGGGACUCUACGAGCGUGACGAAGAUGAAGGCGAUAGCGGCAGUAGCGUCAUCUACAACACGUACGUCUGCGUGUCCGGCGACGGUCUGCUUGCGCGCUUCCGGAAGCUGCAUCCGUUCAUUAGUCCCCACCUGCGCGGCGGCCGCGAGCUCGUCGUGUUCGAUUUGCUCGGAUGGAAAGCUGGCAUCCUCAUCUGCUACGACAACAACGUCGUCGAGAAUGUGCGCGCGACGGCGCUGCUCGGCGCCGAGAUUCUGUUCGCACCUCACGUCACCAUGUGCACUCCGUCGGCUCGGCCCGGCGCCGGCUUCGUCGACAAGACCCUGUGGCAGGCGCGGGACGCAGACCCGGCGCCGCUGCGCGCCGAGUUUGACGGAAACAAGGGACGCGCGUGGCUGAUGAGGUGGCUGCCGGCGCGGGCGUACGACAAUGGUAUUUACGUCGUAUUCAGUAACCCGAUUGGCAUGGACGACGACCAGCUCAAGAAUGGGUGCAGCAUGGUGCUGGAUCCCUUUGGCGACGUUCUGGCCGAGUGUCGAGUCCUGGGCGAGGACAUGGCUGUCGCGGUGUGCACGCGUGACAAGCUGCAAAAGGCUGGUGGGUUUCGUUAUCGUCAGGCGAGAAGACCAGAGAUUUACGGGGAAGUUCUUGCGCGGGAGCACGAUUCACAGCUCAAAGUUGCGUGGAUGUAG
Beauveria bassiana ARSEF 2860 is the source of this 975-nucleotide messenger RNA. RefSeq names its product Nitrilase/cyanide hydratase and apolipoprotein N-acyltransferase. Bases 1 to 975 code for a protein of 324 amino acids. The record is from RefSeq and is a predicted model, not a curated record. Gene Ontology annotation, molecular function: hydrolase activity, acting on carbon-nitrogen (but not peptide) bonds, in linear amides. The transcript has a single exon. NCBI's taxonomy places the organism in Eukaryota, Fungi, Ascomycota, Sordariomycetes, Hypocreales, Cordycipitaceae.